UCUGUGGUUUGUUUAUUUUUCUGUUUUGUGAUGGACUGCAGUCUGCAGCUGACUGUUCAGUUCUUUCACUUGUUUCAAUUUCGAAUUACGUUGUGAUGUAGUUUUUAUUGUUUUGUUAUCGUUAGUAGUUUGUGUUAGUGUUGAUUAAAUAUUUGUUCAGUGAAAAAGAGGCGCCAAAUACAAAAAUAUUUAGGUUAUAGCUACCUAGUUUUUAUGUGAUAAUAAGGAUAUUAUUUUGUACAGGGGCCAAUUUCCUAAUUAAAAGUAAUAUCUUAUAUUACUAGAAAAUAGCAGCAAGUUUUCUUUUGUUAAAUUAAAAUGGAAGAUACAGUGCCAGAGGACGGUCCUUCUUCUGUGAAAGAAAAUACACCACAACCAUGGUACAAAAUCAUAACUGUAGAACCUGUUAUGUUUUUCUAUAUGAUGGCUUUCAUGAUAACAAGUGUUAUAGAACAGACAUUCUAUGUGUUCCGAACGUGUACAGUGAAUCAUGGUUACAGUGAAGAGAUCUGCUACGAUAUAAGUAAAUACAGUGAUAUCAAUAAAGAAGUUCAGGUUACAGUGUCAAUAUUCCACCAGUGGAACGGCAUCGCUGGCCACGUGGUGCCGUUGUUACUGGCGUUCUUCCUCGGGAGCUACAGUGACAAGCGAGGGCGGAAGGUACUGCUAUGCGCUGGCCUGCUCGGGAAGCUUUUCUUUUCGCUGAUGAUCACACUGAAUACUAUGAAACAGUGGCCAAUAGAGUAUGUAAUAUAUACAGCAACAUUCCCUAGCGCUCUAACCGGCGCGGAUCUGUCAAUAUUCGCGGGCUGUUUCGCGUACAUCGCGGAUGUGACGUCAGUGCAAAGCAGAACGCUUAGAGUGGGCAUACUGGAUGUAGUCUACUUGAGUACUAUGCCUACAGGGGUCGCUAUUGGUAACCUAUUAUACACUAGGGUUGUAAACAAAUCGUUUACAGCAAUGUUCGCAAUCAAUAGUUGCCUCAUGCUUGUUUCCACGAUAUACUGUUUCGUCUUCCUCGAAUGGCAGACGAGGCCGGAGCAACAGUCACUGAGAGAGGCUCAAGUCACGAACCCUAUAAGAGACUUCUUCGACUUGAGCAAUAUCAAACAAACGAUGGUAACUUUGACGAAGAAAAGAUCGAAUAAUAGGAGACUGUUUCUAUGGUUCCUGCUCAUUUCCAUGGCCUUCUAUACAUUCCAAAGAGAUGAAAAGCAAGUUAUGUAUUUAUACACAACAAACGUGUUCGAAUGGGACGCCACUGCCUUCAGUCAUUUUAGAACGUACUUGAGCACCGCCUAUGUGAUCGUUAUGCUUUUGGUCAUACCGCUUUUUACGAAAAUAUUAAACUGGAGAGACACGAUAAUUGUAAUGCUCGGGGCAGCGGCGCAUAUGGCGGGCCACUUUACCUACGCUCACGCACAAACGGGCUCUACUAUGUAUAUAGGCGCCACGGCUGCUGCUUUGGGACCUUGCGUCGCUCCUCUGAUACGAUCUAUGACGUCAAAAGUGCUCGCACCUUCUGAAAGAGGGGUGGCAUAUGCAUUCCUGUCUGUAAUGGAGAACGCGGUGGCCAUGUUCGCUUCUGUGAUAUACUCCCAGUUAUACAACGCUGUUCUCAAUACACCGUACAUCAACGCAAUAUUCUACCUCACUAUGUCCACGCAAGCAGUCGUGUUCGUACUAUCGCUGGCAAUGGAACUAAUGCUGAAAGGAAGGAGACUUGACACGCUGUUGGAUCAAGAGUCCAUAAAUAUAUCCGAGGGUUCGUCUUGACCAAGUUUGAGCUCGAAAAUAAAACAACAAUUUGGUUCCUAUAAGUUUAUUCAGUUAAAAUAUGCUGGAUUAAUAGUGAAUAGUUUAAUAGUGUGCAUUUACUUACAGUGUAGACUUGUUAGUAGGAGACGUGUUGUGUCGAUUUUUCUUAUUGAAGUUUUCUUAUGAUAUUAGUUAUACUGAAAACUCGAAUAGAUUUUCUUUGAACAUUUUAAUAUGGUAUUUUGUUAAUUAGUUGUUAUCAUUUUUGACAUUUUUAUCAUUUAGUCUAGCGAUUGCUAGGUACUCGUAACUCGAAUAGAUUUUAGUCGAUUAUAUAUUUAAUAUGAUAUUAAUGAACUCGAUUUUUUUUAAAUCGCUACGUUAUAAGUUAAGGCUAUAUUGUAAGUAAAUGCUCACUUCACAGAUUAUGCUAAGUCGGCUAUAGACAUACAGAAUGUCAAUUGUGAAAAUCCUUAACUCACUAUUUUAUACUGUUUAUUAAGUGUAAGAGAAGUUUUAAUAGGAAAUUAUUAAACAAUUAUUAUUUCGUUACAAAAAUAGUUUAAUUUUAUAAAAAACAGACCUAUAAAUAUAAAACAAUGUCGUAAUAGUUGGAAAUGAGAAGUUAACGAUUAAAAAAAGUUAGGAAAUCGAUUAAAUUAUAAAAGGAAACUGUCGAACCUGUCGAAACAUUUCGUGAGAUUACGGUGCAGAGACAGAGAGUAGUUAGUAAUUCCUGGGAGAAGAGAAAGUACACACACAACACCGAUCACUAUGACAUUGAACAUCGAUACAUCGAGAUUAACAUGCGUAUAUUAGAUGAGUAAAUUAAGCAAAUGCCCGUCCGCCGUGUUGUGUCAGGGGAAACUUGCUUCACAAACCAAUAAACCCCGCCGGAAAGACUUCAACACUCUUGUAAACUUCGGCCUACUUGCACAAAGAUGGUUAAACUGAUUUAGUUCAAGUUGGUAAUGCUGCCACUUUAAAGCAAGACCACAAUGUGGUCGCCAAAAAGUGACAGCAUUAGGAAUCCUUAUCCAAAUGGACAUUGUAGUCCAAUGAUUUAAUUGGAAUUUUAAAACGCUCGCCAAUAGUUCUGUUUUCCCCUCACCUUACAAAGAAAUACCUUUUCCGUACAUUUAAGUUACCACGCCAUCAAAUGGAACAUCGAAUAAGAGCAGCAGCUCGAAUCUUCGGGUCGAACGUAAACGUAUGCAUUUCUAACUCGAAUAUUUUUGCUCGAUGUUAGAACAUUAGUGGUCAUGGAGAGAUGUAUCCGUUUACGCCGGGCCCGCUAUACGGCCGACCGCACCACAAACUCGCUUGAAAGCCCAUGGGGGCAAAGUGGUGUAAGAGAGAAUGUAGUGCAACUGGCCGUAUGACAAAGGGCAGGGGCCCUAAUAAAAUCCAUCUUCAUUAAAUCAACGAGCAUCCCUAGCGCCUUUCGAAUCAGACACAACACUAGCGCGGGCCCAGCAGGCAUUAAAACGUGAUUACAUAUUGAUAAAUAUACUGUAAAUAUUACGAAUAUUGAAUUGAUUAUAUCUAUACUUUCUGUUAUCCUUCUCUCAUACUCCAAUCCCUUCAAUAAUUGUCAGUAAUACUAGAACAUCAAUGUAGAUUUUCUAGUACUACUUAUUGGAGGAACGAAAGUUAACCUAAAUCAAACACAAGUAAUGUAACAUCAAUAAAGCUUAAUCAAACGUAACCCUUAAACAUUAUUAACUAACAAAGUACUUACGAGUCACAUAAAGAUUAAUGAAAUUAAUAAGUACAUCUAAAUUAAUGGAAAUAUUAUGGGAACCGAAUACAAAACAAGUAUAGUAGAAUAAACAGCCGGAUCAGAAUUUACAAUAAUAAUCAGGUCGCUUCACUUAUUUAUUCGCUCUUAAAUUAUUAUAAUCCAUGAUUGAUCUCUCAGCUAUUUGGUUUAUUGUUUUUUCAUUUUCUUAAUCCGACUUUUGUCUAAACAUGUCACUAAUCGAAAGAUCAUGACCUUUGUAUAAUUUGAGAACCUGUGUUGUAUUGCCAGUUUUUUGUAAUUACUCAAUCAUAAUAUAUGGUUAUAGGAAAUUAAGGAAAAAAUUCAAUUAUAACCACUCUGUUCGAUUUAGAUAGACUUCGAAAAAAUUAACAUUAUCUACAAUCGAGUUGGGAGGAUGUGUAGCUUGACGGACCCACAUCACUCCUACGCAACUUUUACCUAAUUUUACGAAAUUUCUCUGUUUUAGGUUAAACCGUAGUGAUUUAUUUAAGG
This is a messenger RNA of Maniola jurtina (meadow brown), 4015 nucleotides long. Its product is annotated as solute carrier family 46 member 3. NCBI's taxonomy places the organism in Eukaryota, Metazoa, Arthropoda, Insecta, Lepidoptera, Nymphalidae. Gene Ontology annotation, cellular component: membrane. The record is from RefSeq and is a predicted model, not a curated record. The coding region runs from base 319 to 1776 and encodes 485 amino acids. Gene Ontology annotation, molecular function: transmembrane transporter activity. Gene Ontology annotation, biological process: transmembrane transport. The transcript is spliced from 9 exons.